UAUUGAUCCCCAAAUCAUCCCUAAAUCUCAUCACAGUUCAGCAAUGGCUUCAGCAUUUCUGCGAAAUUCGAGCCUCCGUCAAAUCUGCUACUCCUUCAAUUCUCGAUUUAUCUCCUCCAGAUUUCACUCUCUUCCUGAUAAAUCUCUGCAGAAUACGCCUCCUUCCACCAGUCCGUACGAACUGCUGCGUGCAUUUUCCGCCAACAGUCGAUUUUUGUGCACGAACGCCCCCAAUCCAGGAGUUGCUCAAUCGCCGGGAUCGAAUGUCAAUGCUGCGGUGCAGCCUGCUGCCUCGGCUCAGGGCGGUUCCGAAAAUAAGAAUGAUGGAGGGCAGAGUUCAGGUGGAUCGGAAAACACUCAGCAGGAAGGGAAGUCUGUCCGAGGAGGGCCUGUUUCAUGGAUGAGUUUCUUUUUGCUUUUCUGUACUGGAGUGGGAUUGGUGUACUACUACGACAGGGAAAAGAAACGACAUAUUGAAGGCUUAAAUAAGGCUUCGACCGCAGUAAAACAGGGACCUUCAGUAGGGAAAGCAGCUAUCGGAGGCCCAUUUAACCUCAUUGACCAUAACGGCAAAGCGGUCACUGAGAAGGAUUUUUUGGGAAAGUGGAACUUGUUUUAUUUUGGAUUCACUCAUUGUCCUGAUAUAUGCCCAGAUGAGCUAAUAAAGCUGGCUUCUGCAAUUGAUAAAAUAAAGGCAAAAUCUGGAUUGGAAGUAGUGCCAGUGUUCAUAUCAGUUGAUCCAGAAAGGGAUACUGUUGAACAAGUACGCGAGUAUGUCAAAGAAUUCCACCCGAAGUUGAUUGGCCUCACCGGUUCACCAGAAGAGGUCAAGAAGACUGCACGUGCUUAUCGAGUGUACUAUAUGAAGACUGAAGAAGAAGGAUCAGACUAUCUAGUUGACCACUCUAUAGUCAUGUAUCUGAUGGACCCAAAUAUGGAAUUUGUGAAGUUCUUUGGGAAGAACUUUGACGACGCCUCACUUGCUGAUGGAGUUAUUCAGGAGAUAAAGCAACACAAGAAAGUUAAAGCAUAGAAGCAUGGUCGCAACUUUCAGCCACAAAAGUAGUAUCUUGAGACAUUCUGUGAUAGUCUGACAAUUUUGAGGAAUAAAUUGGAUAGUAUGAAUUUAUAAUGGAUGGCAACAUCUAGCUGAAGAAUGAGUUGUUUCUUCAAUAGGAUUGAUAAAUCUAACAUUUGUUUCAGUAAAGCUUCUCAUUGUACUCGAAUUAUUUUUCCAUUA
This is a messenger RNA of Salvia hispanica, 1240 nucleotides long. It is a transcript of the gene HCC1, whose product is annotated as electron transport SCO1/SenC family protein. Gene Ontology annotation, biological process: mitochondrial respiratory chain complex IV assembly. The record is from RefSeq and is a predicted model, not a curated record. NCBI's taxonomy places the organism in Eukaryota, Viridiplantae, Streptophyta, Magnoliopsida, Lamiales, Lamiaceae.